UUGUUAGUGUGGAUUAAAGACAAUCUUUUGCAGGAGAGACCUGAACUAUUUAUUCAAGGAGAAUCUGUGAGCACGCAGGAAUACUAGUGCUGGUGAAUGAUGUCGAUUGGGAGCUAAUGGGUGGAAAAGAUUACGAAAUUCAAGAAGGCGACAACGUUGUGUUUAUCUCCACUCUGCACGGUGGAUAGACAUACGUACGCGUCGCCGCUGGAUGUUUCCAUCAAGCAGCAGUUGCCAAUUCAAUCGUGCGACAUUGGAUUGCCGAUCUCGUUAAGCGAAGCCGCGCAGUUUCACGGCGCACGAUAACAAUCAAAUUUGUCACCCGUGCAACUUGCAACUUGCGCAACAACUUUUUGCUCUCUGUGCAACAAUUGGCUUCAACAACAACAACUUUUGCACAAAAACUUGCUCGAUCUCGACGACAACGACGACGAAGACGAUGGCGGCGGCGACCGAUGAUGACUCGGCGCGAUUCGCGGCGCUGCUCCAGCGCAUCCCGGGCGAGGCCAACGCCGUCACCUCCCUCGUGAGGGCGCUGUCGCAGCGCGUUGAGAGCGGCGAGCUCGCGACGGCGCGCGGCGUCGGAUUCCUAGAGGUCAAGUACCAGCUGCUCCUCGGCUACCUGACGAACCUCGCCUACGUCAUCGCGCGGAAGUCACGCGGCGAGCUGAUAGAGGGCGCCGCGUGCGUCGGCCAGCUCGUCGAGCUGCGCACGCUGCUCGAGAAGAUGCGGCCCGUCGACCAGAAGCUGAAGUACCAGAUCGACAAGCUCGUGAAGACAGCCGCCACCGGCGCGGACGCCGGCGCCGACGACCCGCUCCGAUUCCGACCCAACCUCGACAAUCUCGCGGGCGGACUCGACGAUGCGGAGGAGGAGGAGGAGGAGGAGGAGGAGGAAGACGGGGGUCGGGAGCGGGCGGCGAAGCGCGAGGCCGCCACCGAGCGGAAGUACCGGCCGCCGAGGCUCGCGGCGGCGCACUUUGACGGCGACGAGUCGGCGCUCGAGCGGCAGGCGUCGGCCAGUCGUCGAGCUGCCGCACGCUGCCUCGAGAAGAUGCGGCCGUUCGACCAGAAGCUGAAGCUACCAGAUCGACCAAGCCUCGUGAAGAACAAGCCGCCACCGCCGCGCGGACGCCGCGCCGACGACCGGCUCCGAUUCCGAACCCAACCUGCGACAACUCUCGCGGGCGGACUCGACGAUGCGGAGGAGGAGGAGGAGGAGGAGAGGAGGAGGAAGACGGGGGGUCUGGAGCGGUGCGGCGAAGCGGCGAGGCCGCACGCAGCGGAACCCGCCGGCCGCGCGCUAGGGGGCGCCGCCGUCGAGGAGCUGCGGCGCGAGUACGACGACGGGCCGGAGGAGAUCCGCGAGGAGUCGGUCGCGAAGGUUCGGGAGGAGCGGGAGCGGCGGCGGCGGCGCGAGUAUGAGGAGGAGCACCUCAUGCGGCUGCAGGAGCCGCGGCGCGGCGGAGGCGGCGACGAUCGCCGCAACAUGCCGCUCAUGUCGAAUCUCGACCAGCUGACGCGAUUCGGGGACCUGCGCGCGCUCUCGGGGGAGGUCGGCGAGGAGGCGGAGGGAUUCGUGGCGAAGAAGAAGAAGAAGGCUGCGGGGGGAAAGUCGUCGUCCGGGAAGAAGGGGAAGAAGGGAAAGCGGAGGCGUUUCCAUUAGGCAAGAGUGUAUUGGCGGUUUGGGGAGGGAUGAGGUCGAACAUGUACGGUACAUGUUCUAUUUUGUACGUAUGUUGGAUCGUCAAUUUGCAGUUGUUGGUUGAGUUUAUGCCUUGCGUGAAAGAUGUGCCCGUGUCCCAUAUGGAUUAAAAAAUGUGAUCCUAGCAUUCGUCUGUCAAUCAGGGUCUCAUUUAGCUUUGAAAUAGGAACAGCAUCAAUUGUGGUGGCAGAUGUGUUACCGUUGUUAUGGUACAAAACAAAUGCUAGUAAGUGCAAAAUCGUGUAUUUUUGUUUCUGUUGCUUCUUAGUUUAUCUCAUUGUUUGAUGUAGGGAUUAAUUGAACCAAUAAAAACUCAAUGUGCAUUGAUGAAAAUGAA
Priapulus caudatus is the source of this 2042-nucleotide messenger RNA. RefSeq names its product neuroguidin-A-like. Gene Ontology annotation, biological process: maturation of SSU-rRNA from tricistronic rRNA transcript (SSU-rRNA, 5.8S rRNA, LSU-rRNA). The coding region runs from base 440 to 1666 and encodes 408 amino acids. Gene Ontology annotation, cellular component: small-subunit processome; nucleolus. The record is from RefSeq and is a predicted model, not a curated record. Lineage: Eukaryota; Metazoa; Priapulida; Priapulimorpha; Priapulimorphida; Priapulidae. The transcript has 5 exons.